Messenger RNA from Ochotona princeps (American pika), 1025 nucleotides. It is a transcript of the gene NANOS1, whose product is annotated as nanos C2HC-type zinc finger 1. The record is from RefSeq and is a predicted model, not a curated record. The transcript has a single exon. Gene Ontology annotation, biological process: negative regulation of translation; oogenesis. Gene Ontology annotation, molecular function: zinc ion binding; mRNA binding. Gene Ontology annotation, cellular component: perinuclear region of cytoplasm. The coding region runs from base 147 to 1019 and encodes 290 amino acids. Lineage: Eukaryota; Metazoa; Chordata; Mammalia; Lagomorpha; Ochotonidae.
GCGGCGAGGAGGGGGCGGGGAGCAGAGGGCCCGAUAAAGAGCUGCGAGGCGGCCGCACCCCGCGACAGGCUCGCGGGCAGCCUCGGCGCGUCCCUUCCGUCCGGCCCGCGCCGGCGGGGAGGCGGCGCGCGGCCCGCAGCCCGCCCAUGGAGGCUUUCCCUUGGGCGCCCCGCUCGCCCCGCCGCGGCCGCGCCCCCGCGCCCAUGGCGCUCGUUCCCAGCGCCCGCUACGUGAGCGCCUCGGGCCCAACAAACCCUCAGCCCUUCAGCUCGUGGAACGACUACCUGGGGCUCGCCACCCUCAUCACCAAGGCGGUGGACAGCGAGUCGCGCCUUGGCUGCGCCAGUGGCGGUAGCGGGGACGGCGGCGGCGGCUCCCCGCCCUCGUCCUCCUCGUCGUCUUGCUGUUCCCCGCACGCGAGCGCCGGGCCCGGGAUGCUGGGACCAGCCCUGGGGCGACCCGACUACGACGAGGAGGAAGACGACGCGAGUGACGACCCGGGCUCCCGGGGCCGCUGCGUGGGGGGCGCGCUGGAGCUGCGCGCGCUGGAGCUGUGCGCGGGCCCCGCCGAGGCCGGGCUGCUGGAGGAGCGCUUCGCCGACCUGAGCCCCUUCGCGGGCCGCGCCACCGCCGUGCUGCUGGGCUGCGCGCCUGCCGUCGCCGCCGAGGGGACGCCGCGUGGGGAAAGGGCCGCGGCGUGGGCGGCUGAACCCCGGCUGCACGCGGCCCCCGGGCCGGCCGCCGCCCGACUGCUCAAGCCCGAGCUGCAGGUGUGCGUAUUCUGCCGGAACAACAAGGAGGCGGAGGCGCUCUACACCACGCACAUCCUGAAAGGGCCCGACGGGCGCGUGCUGUGCCCCGUGUUGCGCCGCUACACGUGCCCCCUGUGCGGCGCCAGCGGCGACAACGCGCACACCAUCAAAUACUGCCCUCUCUCCAAAGCGCCGCCACCACCGCCUACAGCUCGCCCGCCGCCGCGCAGCGCCCGAGACGGCCUGGCGUGCAAGAAGCUGCGCUGAGGACCA